Messenger RNA from Sipha flava (yellow sugarcane aphid), 2296 nucleotides. RefSeq lists its product as uncharacterized. The coding region runs from base 184 to 2064 and encodes 626 amino acids. The transcript has 7 exons. NCBI's taxonomy places the organism in Eukaryota, Metazoa, Arthropoda, Insecta, Hemiptera, Aphididae. The record is from RefSeq and is a predicted model, not a curated record.
GUAUUGUUUCAAUGCUAAUUACUGUAUAUAACAUAUGGAUGAAAAAAAUUAUAACUUUCGACUGUUAUAAAUUUAAGACGUCACCAUCGAACACCAUCAAAACAUUACAAAAUAGUGUUAUUCGAAAAUAAUUGAAUGCAGUGGCUAUAUGUUUUAAGUGAUACUAUUGUUUAAAAUUAUAAAAUGGCUAGACAAUAUUUUUCUUGCCAACUUUUAAUAACUUUGUGUGUAGUGAUUAAAUCGAUUAAAGCCGAAAACCUUCACGAUCUAAAUAGAACUAAUAAGGUACUUGGUCAGUUGCCGAUAACUGAAGAUUAUGAUGAAGAAUCCGAGUCGCCAGAAAUUAAAUAUUCGUCAUCAUCUUCGUCGUCAUUUCCAUCGAGAUUAUCUUCAACUAUACUCUCGAAUAGUUCUCCGAAAAAUCCAGAACGUAUAGUUCCUGCAGAGCUUAGUCAAAAUAAAAUUUCUUUGAAAAAUUCUAACUUAAGGGGAUUGUCAAAGACUAGAAAUUCUAGAAAUUCAAAUGAUAACAGUGUUACAAAUCCGAUUCAACCAAGUGCAAGUUAUCUGCCUCAAUAUCCGAAUUUUCAAGAUAGUGGCUUUCCCAUAAUGCCAAAUUAUGAAACCAAUCCUUUUGGUGGUAUUUUUAGUAGUCCCUUCAGUAGUACACAUCACGGCAGUCCAUUUGCCAUGAGAGGUUCGAUAACAAACCCAUUCGGAAAUGGUGGUUUUGGAGGUAUGGUUGGUGACAGAGUCUUAGUAUUCAGAAAAUGUUGUGACAAUUUUAAUAAUUGCCGUAUGCUAAAAGAAAACGAAGUUUGUGGUCCCGAAAUAUUCUCGUCACCACCAUCAUCACUGCCGUCUUCACCGGUACCACCAUCAUCUAAAUUUCUCAGUCCCUAUGACUCACCGGAAAAUUCAGAUCAUAAACGUGAUGAAAAUAUCUCCCCAGAAAGUUUAAAUCGCAAACACGACAGAAAAUAUAGUGGUCCGGAAAACAGAAACUCCAAAACACAAAGUAUGCCAUUGAGUGCUUUUCCUUUAGAUUUUCUCAAAAAACAAAUGGGUAAUUAUGGACCACAAAAUACCAGAGUUAUAUCAUUUAGAAAGUGUUGUGUAAAUGGUCAAUGUCUUGAUAUAUUACCAGAUGAAGAGUGCGGUGACGCAAAGUUUAUGGAAAAACUAAAAAAUAAACCAAAAACACAUAAUCAAUACGAAGACAAUGGAAUGUCUAAUUUUAAUAAUAUGAUGAAUGGAAAUUUAAACCAAUAUGGAAAAAUUCCUUUCGGAAUUAUUAAUUAUUCGGAUGACAACAGUGUCGAGAUCCCUCAGUCAGGAAAACAAAAUAAAUCACCAUCCGGUUCUAAAAAUCAAUUCAAAAGUGGUCAAUCCAAUGUCCCGGCAAACGGAAUGUAUUCUUACAAUGACAUGAUGCAAUCAAAUCCAAUAGUAGAUUCAGAAAACUAUCAAUCUAAGGAUAAUGGAAUUAAUCCAAACGUGAAUAAAAAAAAUAAAUCUAGAAAACAUCCAUACGUAGAAUCUAAGGACUUUACUAAAGAUGAGCUUCAACGGAUCCGAAAACAAGUCCUGGACAAAACCAAUGCUUACAGAAGAAAGCAUGGCGUCACACCAUUAAAGAUGGACGUGAAUUUGAAUAAUUAUGCUCAAGAAUGGGCUAAUACGUUAAAAAGCCGAGGACUUAAGCAUAGAACCGAUAAUCUCUAUGGAGAAAAUCUCUACAAGACUUCGGACAGUGAUAACAUUGGUGAACAAGCUGUCAAUUCUUGGUACAAUGAAUUGGCCCUUUACAAUUUAAACGAUGAUGAAGAUGAAUUAUACAAUCGCAGUGCAGUUCAGCACAUGACACAACUACUUUGGAAAUCAUCACAGAAAUUGGGUGUUGGUGUGGCAAAAGAUGACAGUGGUUACAUUGUUGUAGCAAACUACGAUCCCCCGGGAAAUUUUAAAAGGCAUUUCAUAAAUAAUUUGCCUACAUUUACUCAAUCACAAAUUAAUGACGCAAAAAAAGCAAAAAAUAGACGAGUCAAAUGGAUGCACUCAUAAACCAUUUACCACAAUUAGAAUUACCUAAAUGAAUAGAUUCCAGACGCGUUAACAUGGUCUAAACCGUGUUAAACACUCUUCGGAUUUACAUAAAAAUACAUAAACGUCUUAUAGUAUUAUCAUAUUAUUAUCAAAUACUUACUUGUAGUCCUAUACACACUUUAUAGUGGUUGUAUAUUUUAUACUCCGAUAAACGUUUAUAAAAAAAAGAAAAAUUAUUAUUGCUUAUAAU